AACAAAGUUUUCACUGAUAAAUCCAAGCUUUCUCUCUCUUUCUCUGCAUCAUCAACAUCUUCUAGCUUGAGGAUAAGGCCGGCCAUGGCAGCUGCUCGAAGAAUCUCGUCUUUGAUUUCUCGUUCUCUGUUUGCUUCUCCUGCUUCAUUCUCUCCGUCUCUAGGUAAAGUUGGCAGGCGGGGAGGUUCCGCUAGCAGGUUUAGCACCGCAGUAGCUUUGGACGAACCGAUUGUACCUUCGGUUCUAAUCAAUCACACCAAGCUUCUCAUCAACGGCAAAUUUGUCGAUGCUGCAUCUGGGAAAACAUUUCCAACUUAUGACCCUAGGACAGGGGAAGUCAUUGCCCAAGUUGCAGAAGGUGAACUAGAAGAUGUAAACCGCGCUGUUUCUGCUGCGCGGAAGGCUUUCGAUGAUGGACCGUGGCCUAGAAUGUCUGCUUAUGAGAGAUCAAAAAUACUUCUGAAAUUUGCGGAUUUGGUUGAACAGCAUAUGGAUGAAAUUGCUGCUCUUGAGUCAUGGAACUGUGGAAAGACUUAUGAUCAAUCUUCGAAAGGCGAAUUGCCUUUGUUUGUUCGCUUUUUUCGCUAUUAUGCAGGAUGGGCUGAUAAGAUUCACGGGUUAACGGUUCCUGCAGACGGGCCAUACCAUGUUCAGACAUUGCACGAACCAAUUGGAGUAGCCGGGCAAAUAAUUCCAUGGAAUUUCCCUUUAAUCAUGUUUGCUUGGAAAGUAGGUCCUGCCCUUGCUUGUGGUAACACUAUUGUGUUGAAGACGGCUGAACAAACGCCCUUGACUGCCCUCUAUGUGGCCAAACUGUUUCAUGAGGCAGGGCUUCCGGAUGGUGUUCUCAACAUUAUUUCUGGAUUUGGGCCUACAGCAGGUGCAGCACUUGCAAGUCAUAUGGAUGUAGAUAAGAUUGCUUUCACUGGUUCAACCGAUACUGGCAAGACUGUGUUAGAAUUGUCUGCGAAAAGCAAUCUUAAACCGGUUACUUUAGAGCUCGGAGGGAAGUCUCCAUUCAUCGUUUGCGAAGAUGCUGAUGUUGACAAAGCUGUCGAGCUAGCCCAUUUUGCCCUUUUCUUUAACCAGGGACAAUGUUGUUGCGCUGGUUCUCGUACGUUUGUUCAUGAACGCGUGUACGAUGAAUUCCUCGAGAAAGCAAAAAAACGCGCUAUUAAUCGUGUAGUAGGCGAUCCAUUUAAGUUGGGAGUAGAGCAAGGUCCUCAGAUUGAUUCAAAGCAAUUUGAGAAAAUACUAAAGUACAUUAAAUCCGGAAUCGAUAGCAAUGCCACCCUCGAGUGUGGAGGAGAACGGUUUGGAUCCAAGGGAUAUUUUAUCCAACCUACCGUUUUCUCAAAUGUCAAGGAUGAUAUGUUGAUUGCGAAGGAUGAAAUAUUUGGUCCGGUGCAGACUAUUUUGAAAUACAAGGAUUUGGACGAUGUGAUUAAGAGGGCGAACAACACCCGCUAUGGUCUAGCAGCGGGUGUCUUCACGAACAAUCUUAACACAGCAAAUACGUUGACUCGGGCAUUGAAAGCAGGAACAGUUUGGGUUAACUGUUUUGAUGUUUUCGACGCUGCAAUCCCGUUUGGAGGGUACAAAAUGAGUGGAAUCGGGAGGGAAAAGGGUAUUUAUAGUCUCCAAAACUACUUACAAGUGAAGGCGGUUAUCACUCCUUUGAAUAACGCGGCAUGGCUGUGAUCGUGUCGUGUGAGUAUCGCUUUAAAUAAAUAAAAAGAAUUAUAUUAAAUAACAAUGACAAACGCAAUAAUUAAGCUACAUUGUCUUAUGUUUCUAAUAUAUGGGUAAACAUGUUUUAUUUUUGUACU
Molecule: messenger RNA, 1829 nt
Organism: Impatiens glandulifera
Lineage: Eukaryota; Viridiplantae; Streptophyta; Magnoliopsida; Ericales; Balsaminaceae
Product: benzaldehyde dehydrogenase, mitochondrial-like
Exons: 11
Coding region: 85-1701 (538 amino acids)
Molecular function (GO): aldehyde dehydrogenase (NAD+) activity
Source: RefSeq, a predicted model, not a curated record